AUUUUGAAAACCUUAGAUCAGCGAUUUCAAGUUGCACCCCCUCAUGAGCUCAAAAGUUUUAGCUGCUUGUAUGGGCUUGGGCUUCAAUUAAAUCCUAGCACGCUUUCUUGAUGGCGAUGGUUGCUUUAUCCUGAUAGUAGGUCUGGCGGUCUCCGGCUUGGCGGUGAGCCGGUGACGAUGAUACGACCUGGUUGGAGGUUGGAGGUGGAGCAGGAGAGUUUGCAGGAGCAGUUGGCAUGGGCGCUGGCACUCGUCCACUCGCGUCAGCCAUCCGACGCCACCAAGGUGUCGGCUCUGACGUGGCACCUUGCGCUUGCGCACGGACUCCGUCGCUGAUUCGUUUGUCUCUUCCCCAGUCGCGCACCGCGGGCCGCGGUUCGCCUGGUGGCUGCGACGUGAGUGGGCCUAUAUCAGCGCGGCACUCACGGGGAGCGGUGGCAACCCAUAUCCAUCACGGCGAAGAGACCUCGGGAGUGAGUGGGCCGCUGGGAGAGCAGACAACACUGCAACGGGGUGCGCGCCCGCCCGUGCCGUUCUCCGUCGUCACCGUUCGCCCGCUGCCGAUCCAUGGGGUGGGCGCUGGCUCUGCACGGCGGCGCCGGGGACGUGCCGCGCACGCUGCCGCCCGAGAGCAGGGAGCCGCGCCUCGCCACACUCCGCCGCUGCCUCGACAUCGGCACCGCCGCGCUCCGGGAGGGCCGCACCGCGCUCGACGUUGUCGAGCUCGUCGUGAGGGAGCUGGAGGACUGCCCGCACUUCAACGCCGGCCGGGGCUCCGUGCUCACCUCCGCCGGCACCGUCGAGAUGGAGGCCUGCGUCAUGGAGGGAGCCACCCUGCACUGCGGCGCGGUCUCCGGACUCUCCACCGUCGCCAACGCCGUCUCCCUCGCCAGACUCGUCAUGGAGAAGACGCCGCACAUCUACCUCGCCUUCGAUGGCGCCGAGGCCUUCGCCAGGGAACAGGGGGUGGAGACUAAGGAUCCAAGCCACUUUAUCACGGACAACAAUAUCGAGCGUCUGAGGCAGGCCAAAGAGGCCAACAGGGUGCAGAUCGACUACACCCAGCCAGCAGCAGGCCAAAGCCAAAAGGCCCAGGCCGUGGUGGACGACAACUGCCAGACGGGCACGGUAGGGUGCGUGGCCGUGGACGCGGCGGGCAACCUCGCGACGGCGACGUCCACGGGCGGGCUGGUGAACAAGAUGCCCGGCAGGAUCGGCGACACGCCUCUGGUGGGCGCCGGAACGUACGCCAACGCGCUGUGCGCGGUGUCCGCCACGGGCAAGGGCGAGGAGAUCAUCCGCCGCACGGUGGCGCGCGACGUCGCGGCGCUGAUGGAGCGCGGGGACGCGCUCCCGCUGCGCGACGCCGCGGCGCGCGUCGUGGCGGGGGCGGCCCGCGGCGCCGUGGGGCUGGUGGCCGUGUCGCGCCAGGGGGAGGUCUGUAUGGCGCACAACACCACCGCCAUGUUCAGGGCGUGCGCCACCGAGGCCGGCCACACCGAAGUCGGCAUCUGGACGGACGCCGCCGACGCAGGCACGGGCGCGGACGGAGAGACUGUCAGCGUCGCGCUCUAGCUCUAGGCAUUUCAUCCCCGUGUGGCGUAUUCUAUCGUUCGCGUCCCAUUAUUGCCACCUGUCCGAUAGACAACUUGUUCUCGAUCCGGUAAUUUCACCGUGCUUCAGCUGCGUGUGUUUGGAAAAAUUGAUUCGGUUUCGGGUAUUGUUAAGAGAUCGAUGGGAGAAGUGAAACAUUGUUGGGCGUUCAGUAUGCUUUUGUAAUACCUUUUGUUUUCUUAAAUAAAGUCCUAAGGAGUGUUGGGAA
Molecule: messenger RNA, 1822 nt
Organism: Zea mays
Lineage: Eukaryota; Viridiplantae; Streptophyta; Magnoliopsida; Poales; Poaceae
Molecular function (GO): hydrolase activity
Source: RefSeq, marked validated